AGAAUAGUAAGGUUGUAUAGGAUAUGUCAGAUGCAGGUGUUUUGGCAGAGAGAAUACUUGAGAGUGCCUCUUUGGUGUUAAAUGGCUAUUGUUGUCUUGUGAAGGGAAUGAAAUCCACAAUAUACUAAAUAUGCAAUAGUAUGCUGUGCUGUUCAGGAGUAUGAUUUGCACGGGGAUGAUUGGGUUUUGGGGAGGCGGGGGGGAUUGGUGUCCAGGAGACCAGGAGUAUGAUUUGCAUAGGGCUAAUUGGGGUUUGGGGGGGCUGGGGCAUUGGUCUUGCACUGAGUCAUGCCCCAGGCCCCAGCGUGUAGUGGACAAGCACCCCCUCACUUGUGCACCAAAAUAGGGCACUGUUUUGGGUACUUUCGGGUGCUUGAUAUGCAAUCUAGAUAAACGUUUAAGGGAAUGUCGAACAUUUUUUUUUUUUUUUGGUGAGGUAAGAAAAAAAGAAAGAAUUAGGACCCCCUCCUCACGAGGGGCAAUCCUAAAGCAUCUGAGGUGAGGAAAUGUCGAACAAAUUGCGUGAAGGAAUUCUCCAUCAAUAAUGAAUACAGAGUAUCAUACUUUGCCCCCCCCCCCCCCCUUUCCCUCUUUUCUUGUUUUGUUUGCAUCGCAUAUAGACUCUGUUUAACAAGUGGCAGUUGGGCACCUUUAUAUCUUUGAGUUGUGUCCUUGUAUUUGUAUCACGUAGUAUACUCGUUAACACUUCCAUUGUUUUCCUCAGUUUCCUCACUCGCUUGGUUUGACAGAAUCUAGUCACGAAACUAAUCGAAAAGAUAGCUGGUUCGUUGAAUAAAUGCUGCCAAUCAGUCAAAGUCUAAAGUUGAUAAGCUAAACUAAUCUGGUAAAAUUAGAGGUUUAGCUUAUUAUAAUAGGUAGACACGUAGUACUUAAUGAUAGGAUGUACUCUACUAUUUUUACACCUUUUUCUUACAUGAUCAAGUAAUUUCUUUAGUUUCACGUGAAAUUUGAAUGUAUGGUGUAGGAGAGAGAAUUUUUCAUCUAAUGAUGUACAACUGAUACAACUAUUAGAGCAAGUCACACCUUUCAAUUCUAUGUGUUCUUCCUUGUUCUACUAAUGGAAUCUUCAAAGGUUUCUUCCUUUGUGGAAUUAUUUCAAAUUAUGCCCCCGAUUCAAGACCUAAGCUCCUUACUCUCAUUGCCUCGGUAUAAUUUUCUUUAUGCUAGCGUGAUUUAUAUACUUCAAACUAGGAAGUGAAAAACAUUUCUAUUUUCUUAAAAAAGUAUUUCACUUGGCCUAUAUACUCCCAUUAUUAUCUUCCAAUAUUCCAAUUAGAGAGGAAAAAACUAUCAAAAACAAAGAUAAUGUUGCCCCCAUUAAAAUUGGCACAAAUCAAUGAGCAAAGAUUUUAUGGUGUGACCGGGGUUAUGUGGUUAGGGCCUUAGAGGUUACUCGAUCAGUUAGGGAAUACUCGAUCGAUUAUGGGUUACUUGGUUGGUUAGGACUUACUCGAUUGGUUAGGGGUUAUCCAUCGAUCAGGGGUUACCUAGUCAGUGUUUUAAUGUGUAUCACCUUCUAAUACGAUGUAACUAGUCACACAAAAAAGUGUUAUAUAGUUCCAUUAUAUAAAAACCAUUUUUAUGAGAACACAUCUUAUAAGUUGUUACUAAGAAUAGCUAAUCAUCUUAUGUGUCUCUUUCUUUGUGGAUUCACCUCAUUUAGCAAUUUAAGACAAAACUAAACAUUAUUAAUUGGUGUUUAAAAAAGCAAGUUUUAUUAUGCUCCUAAAUCGGUUUUGAUACUCUUUACCACUUUACCAGAAUCCGUGUACGCGCAGAAUUUCAGAACAUAUCGACAGACGGCAAUAACGAAACUCAGACGCAGAUAUAUAAAUACUCCAAUCCAUUUUUUAAAUCAAUUUCUUUGGAAUUUUGGAUCAUCUUCUCUAAUUAUUCCCAGAAAAACCAAACCAAAUCAAACCCCAUUUUAAUGGGAUUCCCCCGCCGUAGUUUGGUAGUAGGCAACUACUGUCAUGAUGUCCUCCUCAAAGACGACGUCGUAAUUGCAGAAUCCUUAGGUGGUGCUGCUUCCUUCAUCUCUAACAUUUUCUCUCUCCUCUCAAUUCCUUGUGAUUGUAUUUCAAUUGUUGGUUCUGAUUUUAGUUACAAUCACUCUGUUUUCUGCUCUCCAAUUGUUUCUAAUACUUCAAAAACCACCGUUUUUCAUGCCCAUUUCUACUCUAAUUUCCCUGAAAAUGAUGGGCAACCCGUUUCAGAUCGGACCCUUAAACGGGUCAUUGCAUGUGACCCGAUUCGACCCACUGAGUUGCCCAACUCUAAUUUGGGGAAAAGGUUUGAUUUUGGGAUGGCUGUUGGUGUGGGAGGGGAGAUUUUACCUGAAACUUUGGAGGGUUUGGUUGAGAUUUGUGAUGUUGUGUUUGUUGAUGUUCAAGGGUUAAUUAGAGAAUUUGAUGAAAUUGAUGGUACUGUUAGAUUGAUUAAUUUGAAUGAGACUAAAUUUUACCCUUUAUUAUCUAAAAUUGGGGUUUUAAAGGCUUCUGCUGAAGAAGCUGAGUUUAUGGAUGUUGAGGAGGUCAGGAAGAUGUGUUGUGUGGUUGUGAGUUAUGGUGAGAAGGGUUGUAAAGUGUUCUGGAAAGAUGGGGAGGUUGAGAUUUUGCCGUUUUCGACGAUUCAGAUUGAUCCUACUGGUGCUGGGGAUAGUUUGUUAGGUGGGUUUGUUGCUGGGCUUUCUCUUGGUUUAGCUGUUCCUGAUGCUGCUUUGUUAGGCAACUUUUUUGGGUCUUUGACUGUUUCUCAAAUUGGGUUGCCUAAGUUUGAUUCCAAGUUGUUGCAGAGAGUCAAAGAUGAGGUUCAAAGAAGAUCAUUGCAGUGUGCUCAACACCGAGCUGGUGAUGUAAAUGAGCUUUGGUUUUCAAAACCACUUGGUCACGAGCAGUUCCACGAGUCCCUUAAUGCUAUCAGACACACAUUUUCUUUGCCUGUACAAGAAUGUAGAAGGGAUCUACCAGAUAUGCAAAAUCUUAAGACUACAUCUGUAAAUCACAGUGUAAAGCAUCAGUGUAAUGGGCAAAGUCUCCUGCAUGAUCCUGUAUAUGAUGAAGCAGCUGAACCCCUCAAAGGUACACAAUGAUAGACACCAAAGCAUAUGCUCUCUUUUCCUCUUUUAGGUAAUUUGCUGGUCAUCUUUUUGUAAUGCAGCAAUCCUGUUUAGAAUAAUUUGGGGCACUAGAUCAUACUCUCUGAAAGUCUGAAAUAGGUCACUUUAGUUCAUAAUUAGAAAAUUUUGUAAUUGAAACGGAAUCCCGUUUCUUUGUUGUAAUUUGUAAAUGCCUAAUCUCAAUGAGGUGUUAUGAUGCCUUGCCACUGAUGCA
Messenger RNA from Chenopodium quinoa (quinoa), 3353 nucleotides. RefSeq names its product inositol 3-kinase-like. Gene Ontology annotation, biological process: myo-inositol hexakisphosphate biosynthetic process. Bases 1952 to 3112 code for a protein of 386 amino acids. The transcript is spliced from 2 exons. The record is from RefSeq and is a predicted model, not a curated record. Lineage: Eukaryota; Viridiplantae; Streptophyta; Magnoliopsida; Caryophyllales; Amaranthaceae. Gene Ontology annotation, molecular function: kinase activity.